UAUUCAUGUGUAACCGAAAACCCUAAACCCUAAUUCUUAUAAAACGCCUUUACUCACUACUCCACUCAUAAACCCUAGCAAACCCUAACCACAAAACCUGCAAAAAUCCACUAAUUCAACACAAAAAUGAGAGCUCCAAUCAGAGGAGGUCGGGGUGGCGGUGGCGGAUUUAGGGGCGGCCGAGGCGACGGCGGAGGCAGGGGAGGAGGAUUCAGCGGCGGAAGGGGCGGCGGCAGAGGCGGCGGCGGAAGGAGCGGUGGUAGAGGCCGCGGCGGCGGCGGAAGAGGAGGACGCGGUGGCAGAGGUGGAGGAAUGAAAGGUGGAAGUAAGGUUAUAGUUGAACAGCAUAGACAUGAAGGCGUGUUUAUUGCUAAAGGUAAAGAAGAUGCCCUUUGCACUAAGAAUAUGGUGCCUGGUGAAGCUGUGUAUAAUGAGAAGAGGAUAUCUGUUCAGAAUGAAGAUGGAACAAAGGUUGAGUACAGAGUGUGGAAUCCUUUUAGGUCAAAGUUGGCUGCUGCAAUUCUUGGUGGAGUUGAUAAUAUUUGGAUGAAACCUGGAUCUCGUGUGCUUUAUCUUGGGGCUGCAUCUGGAACCACUGUUUCUCAUGUCUCUGAUCUUGUUGGACCAACCGGAGUUGUGUAUGCUGUUGAGUUUUCUCAUAGAAGUGGAAGAGAUUUGGUGAACAUGGCGAAAAAGCGUACAAAUGUUAUUCCCAUUAUUGAAGAUGCUAGACAUCCAGCUAAAUACAGGAUGCUUGUUGCUAUGGUUGAUGUCAUAUUUUCUGAUGUUGCUCAACCUGAUCAGGCUAGGAUUUUAGCACUCAAUGCAUCUUAUUUCUUGAAAACCGGAGGCUAUUUUGUUAUCUCGAUUAAGGCAAACUGUAUAGAUUCUACAGUUCCAGCAGAGGCUGUAUUUGCUUCAGAAGUUAAGAAGCUUCAGGCAGAGCAAUUCAAACCUAUGGAGCAAGUGACUCUUGAACCCUUUGAACGAGAUCACGCUUGUGUCGUUGGAGCUUAUCGUGUUCCCAAGAAACAAAAACCCGCAUCAUAGAUGCCGACCUCAAUGCUGCAUUUAAAUUGCUCACUGUUAUAAGGUUGUAUUGUUAGUGAAUUUUGUGGGAUUUGACUUUUGUUUAAAAAGCGGAUUGAUGUACUCGGAUCAUAAUUUAGAUCUAUGUUCGCUUAUUUGGUUUUGCUCGGUUUAAUGAAGUUCACUGCCAUCUAA
Messenger RNA from Helianthus annuus (common sunflower), 1224 nucleotides. Its product is annotated as rRNA 2'-O-methyltransferase fibrillarin 2. The transcript is spliced from 7 exons. Bases 127 to 1050 code for a protein of 307 amino acids. Gene Ontology annotation, biological process: rRNA methylation; box C/D sno(s)RNA 3'-end processing. The record is from RefSeq and is a predicted model, not a curated record. Gene Ontology annotation, cellular component: small-subunit processome; box C/D methylation guide snoRNP complex; nucleolus. Gene Ontology annotation, molecular function: RNA binding; rRNA methyltransferase activity; histone H2AQ104 methyltransferase activity. Lineage: Eukaryota; Viridiplantae; Streptophyta; Magnoliopsida; Asterales; Asteraceae.